ACGACGGCACGGCGGCACGGCGGCACGGCGAACGGCGGGCGGCGAAAUGGGUCUGGCCGGUGGUGAAUGAUUUCCUGCGAUCGGCAAACGAUCAGUCCCAUUUCUACGACGCUCGGUGUUGGAUGCUGCGUUGUUUAGCACGCCACAGCGCACUCUUAGCGAGGACAGGAAGCACAGGCAGUAGCGGCGCACCGGUGGACCGGUCCACUCUCUGAUAAAGGCCAGGAAGAAAAUAUCGCUGCCCGUUGCUUUCGUAUCGCGUGGCAACCUCGAGCGAGUGAUAAGUGAAAGUGUUCGCUCGCGCGCGCGUGUGUGACGAAAAUCGGAUUCGAAUCUGCCGCUACCUGGAUUGUGAGAGAUCCUUUCGUGACGUGCGCCAGACACCUUUGCCAGCUUUUUUUUGAGAUCGUUCAAAUCAAGUUUCGGUCAGCGACAACGACGACGACGACGGUCAACGUGAUUUGCUGUACCGUGCGCGCAGGCAUCGAGUAUAUAUUUUUAGUUCGAACAGUUCGACGUCCUUCGAUACCCGCGUAGCCAAGCCUCCUUCAGAGCUACCGAUUGUUUGCGGUACUCUAGCCCACGUGCAGCAGCAUCCGUUUGAACGUGUGGAAAGAAAGGCGACAAAAUGAGCAAAUACGCUUGGGUGACGCUUGCCACAAACGACUCCUACUCCCUGGGAGCCCUGGUGGUGGCAAACUCACUGAAGCGGGUACACACCGCUCACCAGCUGGCCGUGCUCAUUACACCCGGUGUGUCUGAGUCCAUGAGGACAAAGCUGCGCGCAGUGUUCAAUCUGGUGGACGAGGUGAACCUGCUCGAUUCGAAGGAUGAGGCGAACCUGGCGCUACUCAAGCGCCCCGAGCUGGGCAUCACCUUCACCAAGCUGCACUGCUGGCGGUUGACGCAGUACGAGAAGUGCGUGUUUCUCGACGCGGACACACUUGUGCUCCGGAACUGUGACGAGCUGUUCGAGCGCGAAGAGCUAUCGGCCGCCCCGGACAUCGGGUGGCCCGAUUGCUUCAACUCGGGCGUCUACGUGUUCCGGCCGAGCCUGGAAACAUUCGCCAGCCUGCUGCAGUUUGCCGUGACCAACGGCAGCUUCGACGGUGGCGAUCAGGGCCUGUUGAAUGCGUACUUCUCCGAUUGGGCCCACAAGGACAUCCAGAAGCACUUGCCCUUCGUGUACAACACCUCCUCGGUGGCAACGUACUCGUACUUGCCUGCAUUUAAACAUUUUGGUCAGAACACAAAAAUUCUUCACUUCAUCGGAGUCUCGAAACCGUGGCUACAGAACUUUAACUCCGAGACGCGCAAAGUCUACGUACCGUCCGAGUGUCAGCAUCUGGCCAACUUUCUGCAGUACUGGUGGGACAUAUUCUGCGAGGAUGUCCACUCCAGGCUGAGCUCCGACAUGCAACAAGCCUUUAGCCGCUGGAUAGCGCCCGCCAAAAAGCAGGUUAGUGGUGGCGGAAAUCAGUACCGUUCCACCGGCACGAUCUGGCACGAUGUAGGCGCUGACGGUGGCGGAACGGACAGGCACGUGUCGUCGUCGAACCAGCACGAUCAACAGCAGCAACAACGCGAGCAAUUUAAUCCAUCGUACGAUCCGGUGGUCCCGGUGUAUGUGGAUCCUUGGGAAGAGUAUCUACGAAAACAGGAUCUCGAGUGCCAGCAACGAAAGCACGAAGAGGAACGACUGUAUUUUCAAUACCUCAAUGAAUUGCGCGCCCAGGAACAGGCACAAAGCCGCGCCGGGUACGAGCAAUGGCUGGAGAGCCAGCAACAACAGCUGGAAUCGCACCAUGCCGAUCAUCAUCACCAAGAUCAUCAUCAUCAUCACGAGCAUGGCCAUCAUCAUCAGCAAGAACACGGUGAUGCUGCACUGCACUCGGGCGUGCACCAUCAGCAUCACGAGGCUAAUAUCUUUCAGCGCACAGAGCAGUGGGUAGAUCGGAUGAUGGAACAGCACCAACAGAAUCAAGGGCACUGGGAAACGGUUCAACCGACCACCGGUCAGGAAGACCACCACCAUCACCAUUCCAACAGUGGAGGCCAUGAACAACAACCACCAACAAACAUGGGAACGGGUACUCCUUUCGGUGGGAAUCGGUCGGAUGAUGCCAACAAUCGAAACCAACACGGUGCUGCUGCUGCUGCUGCGCCACCACAUGCAGAGACGAGCCAGUCCGGACGACCACCGGGUGUUGUGGUGCACCAGGAUGAGGUCGCAAAACGGUCGCCUGCUGAUCACGACAGUGGUGGUGGCGGUGGUGACGGAACUUGGGGUGGUCAAAGUGGUCCUCACGAGGACGCGUGUGGCCUUGCCGGUGCACUGGCUCAGCUUCACCUUGGCGAAGCAAAGUCCCAGGAACAGGAGGCCUACCAAGAGCACAUGCGGCGUCAGUGCUGGGAAACGGGUAACAUCGACUACAUGGGACGGGAUUCGUUCGACAACAUUUGGCGACGCAUCCAGCAAACGCUCACUGCUGGUGGCGCCGCUGCAACGACGGCGACGACGAGCACGGGCGACGAUACGACAAGUGCUUCACCACCAGCAGCACCGGUGGUGAGCGCAGCGCCGCCAUCCCGCCGUUCGCCACGCUCACGAUCGACCACACCGAAGCGGGACGCACGGGAGCGCUCCCCGACGCCCCAACCGGAGGACAAGGUUCCGGUUGAGAAGAAGGAAGCUCAUGUCGUUCCGCCGCCAGCGAUUGCCGAGGAAGACGACAGUGCCCUGAGCAGUUCGGUAGUGGACGGUUCUAGAUUAGCACAGCACCGCCACCCAAAGUUGCCACCACCAAUCCAAUACGAUCCGACCACCAACACGACCACAUUGACCAAGAAAGUCUUUGCAGGAUACCAGCAGAUCAUAACCACCAAGAGCCCGGAAGGAAAAACUCGCACCCACACGAAGCUCGUGUACGAUCCCAGCGUUGACGACGAGGAGGACCAGGCACAGCCAUCACAGGCAGCGGCCAAAAUGUCUUCCGGCCCGAAGGAAGAAGAUGUCCCAGACGGGGUCCCGCGUAUUGGCGCAGGAUCAGUUAUGCCGGCUCCGUUGAAACAGAUUGCGUCGGUUGGAGCAAGUGAACCGGUGAAAUCCAGGCCUCUGGAGAGCGUCGUACAGAGCAAGCCCAAAGCUGCUGCUGCUCCGCCACCCACUCCUGCCAGCUCGAUGGAUCAACCCGCGCCAGCUAAAGCACCAGCAGCACCGCAACAACAGGUGGCCCAGGAGUCGCUGACAGGUAAAGGAUCAAGUGCAUCAACCAUCGACUCAACGCAGCCGACUAAAACGGUGCGCAAAAAACGAACCAUUUCACCACCGUCGCUGGCAAAGACCAACAACAUCACCACCAACAAACCGUCGGAUCAGUCGUCGGGUGAAACACUUCAGUCACUACAGUCACCACAGUCUCCGCCAAUCCGUGCGUCGAAAUCAUCCACGGCGGCAGCGAAGCCAUCCGGUUCAAGUAAUCGAUCUUCAGCCGCCACAAUCGGGGCAUCGUCCAACAAAACGGCGACGAUCGCCGGUCAAACGGCCAAGCCCUCCGCCAACUCCACGCUGCCAUCUCGUCCUGCUGUCGCCAUCGCCACUGCCGACUCACUAACCGAAGCUCGAAGCUCGUCAUCACAACCAUCGCCACCGCUUUUGCCUACUCGUUCCGUUCCGCCGACGGCCCCGAAACCACAGGACGUUUCGACGGUGGCCGACGCCACGAAGGCUGUUCCGACGCCGCCCGUACCGCCACGGCGUAAACGUGAAUCUAGAACGGCACGUUUAGCACGACUCUUACGAACGUUUUGUACGAUCUUGUAGGAAACGCUCGGUUUGGCGUUGCAAUUCUAUCACUUUCCUACCUUAAAACCAAACUCACCACCAAACUGGUCUGUGGGUCUAAAUCCAAACCACCUAGCCUAGAUCACUGCGGUUUAGGUUUCCCCGGUUUUUUUUGACAAACAUUCUCGCGAAUCUUGUGAAAUAUAGCAGCAAGAACUGAAGUUCCUGUCUUUCAAAAACCCAUUGUUUUGUCGAGCGUUAGCGUAGCGUAAGUCUGGAUGAGAUCAGUCGCUGAUCGGUAGAGGAUCGGUGUUUGAAAUGCAUUUCUCAUUGCUGUGCGUGCUGUGAUAAACGAGCGUCGCACUGGUCGUCGCCGAAUG
Molecule: messenger RNA, 4164 nt
Organism: Anopheles cruzii
Lineage: Eukaryota; Metazoa; Arthropoda; Insecta; Diptera; Culicidae
Gene: Gyg
Product: glycogenin-1
Exons: 8
Coding region: 629-3823 (1064 amino acids)
Cellular component (GO): cytoplasm
Molecular function (GO): glycosyltransferase activity
Source: RefSeq, a predicted model, not a curated record